AUGACACGACACGUAGAUGACAUUAAAAAUAUGAUCUUUGAUGAACCAGAUUUCGACAGUGACGACGAUGGUAAUGAUGCAAUUAAAAGUAAAACAGCCCGACGAAAAGAAAGAAAAAGAUCACAAAAACAAGUCGAAGAAAAGAAAAAAUCAUCAGUUGAAACCAUUGUUUUUCAAGAUCGACGAAAGAAGAAAAAGAUUGGAAUUAAGCCUGAUAGUUCACCGUUAAAAAGUCAACAAGAAGAAAACGUUGAAUUUGAUCUUGAAAAAGCUCGUUUUGAUGUGCAUAAAUUUGGUAUUAAAGGUUUUGAAAAAAGUAAAUAUGAAGAUGCUCGUGUGGCAUUAGCUGUUAGUUUAGGGGCCAAACCACCCAAACGAAAAUUUAUUAAUUAUCGUGAAUUACUCGAACAAAAUCGAACGAAAAAGACCAAAGAAAAAGAAGAAGAAGAAAACGCGCGUUUACUCGGUGAUAUAUUUAAUAAAAAUCCAAAUAACAAAAAGAAAUUCGAUAGACAACCAAAGCGAAAACGUAUUGGCGAAGGCGAUGUUGGUUCAAUGCGUUUUUCAUCUGUUGGAAAAUUUACUGGAGGCGUUUUGAAAUUAACCGAUAGAGAUAUUUCUAGAGUUAAAAGCAAAUCAGGAUCUUCUCAGAAUAGAAAACGAUCAGGAAAUAAACGAUAA
Rotaria socialis is the source of this 681-nucleotide messenger RNA. Lineage: Eukaryota; Metazoa; Rotifera; Eurotatoria; Philodinida; Philodinidae. The record is from the annotation of a GenBank genome assembly.